Messenger RNA from Gorilla gorilla gorilla (western lowland gorilla), 8549 nucleotides. RefSeq lists its product as uncharacterized. The record is from RefSeq and is a predicted model, not a curated record. NCBI's taxonomy places the organism in Eukaryota, Metazoa, Chordata, Mammalia, Primates, Hominidae. The transcript has 2 exons. Gene Ontology annotation, molecular function: nucleic acid binding; RNA-DNA hybrid ribonuclease activity. Bases 1389 to 2522 code for a protein of 377 amino acids.
CAAUAUAGGGGCUACCCACUCCACAUUACCUUCUUUUCAGGGGCCUGUUUCCCUUGCCCCCAUAACUGUUGUGGGUAUUGACUGCCAAACUUUAAAACCCCUUAAAACUCCCCAGAUCUGGUGCCAACUUGGACAACAUUCUUUUAUGCACUCUUUUUUAGUUAUCCCCACCUGCCAGUUCCCUUAUUAGGCCGAGACAUUUUAACCAAAUUAUCUGCUUCCCUGACUAUUCCUGGACUAUAGCCACAUCUCAUUGCCACCCUUCUUCCAACCCAAGGCCUCCUUUGCGUCUUCCUCUCAUAUCCCCCAACCUUAACGUGCAAAUAUGGGACACCUCUACUCCCUCCCUGGCAACUGAUCACACGCCCAUUACUAUCCCAUUAAAACCUAAUCAGUCUUACCCUGCUUAACGCCAGUAUCCCAUCUCACAACAGGCUUUAAAGGGAUUAAAGCCUGUUACCACUUGCCUGCUACAGCAUAGGCUUCUAAAACCUAUAAACCCUCUUUACAAUUCCCCCAUUUUACCUGUCCAAAAACUGGACAAGUCUUACAGGUUAGUUCAGGAUCUGCACCUUAUCAACCAAAUUGUUUUGCCUAUCCACCCUGUAGUGCCCAAUCUGUACACUCUUUUGUCCUCAAUACCUUCCUCCACAACUCACUAUUCUGUUCUUGAUCUUAAAGAUGCUUUUUUCACUAUUCCCCUGCACCCCUUGUCCCAGCCUCUCUUUGCUUUUACCUGGACUGACCCUGACACCCAUCACUCCCAGCAGCUUACCUGGUCCGUACUGCUGCAAGGCUUCAGGGACAGCCCUCAUUACUUCAGCCAAGCUCUUUCUCAUGAUUUACUUUCUUUCCACCCCUCUGCUUCUCACCUUAUUCAAUAUAUUGAUGACCUUCUACUUUGUAGCCCCUCCUUUGAAUCUUCUCAACAAGACACUCUCCUGCUCCUUCAACAUUUAUUCUCCAAAGGAUAUUGGGUAUCAUCCCCUUCCAAAGCUCAAAUUUCUUCUCCAUCUGUUAUCUACGUCGGCAUAAUUCUUCAUGAAAACACAUGUGCUAUCCCUGCCGACUGUGUCUGACUGAUCUCUCAAACCCCAAUCCCUUCUACAAAACAACAGCUCCUUUCCUUCCUAGGCAUGGUUGGAUACUUUUGCCUUUGGAUACCUGGUUUUGUUAUCCUAAAAAAACCAUUAUAUAAACUCACAAAAGGAAACCUAGCUGACCCCAUAGAUCCUAAAUCCUUUCCCCACUCAUUUUCAUUACACACAGCCGAAGUGCAGGGCUGUGCAAUAGGAAUUCUUACACAAGGAUUGGGACCGUGCCCUGUAGCCUUUUUGUCCAAACAACUUGACCUUACUGUUUUAGGCUAGCCAUCAUGUGUCCGUGCAAUGGCUGCUGCCACCCUAUUACUUUUAGGGGCCCUCAAAAUCACAAACUAUGCUCAACUCACUCUCUACAGCUCUCAUAACUUCCAAAAUCUAUUUUCUUCCCCACACCUGAUGCAUAAACUUUUUGCCCCCUGGCUCCUUCAGCUAUACUCACUCUUUGUUGAGUCUCCCACAAUUACCAUUGUUCCUGGCCUGGACUUCAAUCCGGCCUCUCAUAUUAUUCCGGAUACCACACCUGACCCCCAUGACUGUAUCCCUCUGAUCCACCUGACAUUCACCCUAUUUCCCCAUAUUUCCUUCUUUCCUGUUCCUCACCCUGAUCACACUUGGUUUAUUGAUGGCAGUUCCACCAGGCCUAAUCACCACUCACCAGCUAAGGCAGGCUAUGCUAUAGUAUCUUCCACAUCUAUCAUUGAGGCUACCACUCUGCCCCCCUCCACUACCUCUCAGCAAGCCAAACUCAUUGCCUUAACUCAAGCCCUCACUCUUGCAAAGGGACUACGUGUCAAUAUUUAUACUAACUCUAAAUAUGCCUUCCAUAUCCUCCAUCACCAUGCUGUUAUAUGGGCACAAAGAGGUUUCCUCACUAUGCAAGGGUCCUCUAUCAUCAAUGCCUCCUUAAUAAAAACACUUCUCAAGGCUGCUUCACUUCCAAAGGAAGCUGGAGUCAUUCACUGCAAGGGCCAUCAAAAGGUGUCAGAUCCCAUUGUUCUAGGCAACGCUUAUGCUUAUGAGGUAGCUAAAGAAGCAGCUAGCAUUCCAACUUCUGUCCCUCAUGGCCAGUUUUUCUUCUUCUCAUUGGUCACUCCCACCUACUCCCCCACUGAAAUUUCCACCUAUCAAUCUCUUCCCACACAAGGCAAAUGGUUCUUAGACCAAGGAAUAUAUCUCCUUCCAGCCUUACAGAUCCAUUCUAUUCUGUUGUCAUUUCACAACCUCUUCCAUGUAGGUUAUAAGCCACUAGCCCGUCUCUUAGAACCUCUCAUUUCAUUUCCAUUGUGGAAAUCUAUCCUCAAGAAAAUCACUUCUCUGUUCCAUCUGCUAUUCUACUACCCCUCAGGGAUUUUUCAGGCCCCCUCCCUUCCCUACACAUCAAGCUCGGGGAUUUGCCCCUGCCCAGGACUGGCAAAUUGACUUUACUCACGUGCCCCAAGUCAGGAAACUAAAAUACUUCUUGGUCUGGGUAGACAAUUUCACUGGAUGGGUAGAGGCCUUUCCCACAGGGUCUGAGAAGGCCACCGCAGCCAUUUCUUCCCUUCUGUCAGAGAUAAUUCCUUGGUUUGGCCUUCCCACUUCUAUACACUCUGAUAACGGACCAGCCUUUACAAGUCAAAUCACCCAAGCAGUUUCUCAGGCUUUUGGUAUUCAGUGGAACCUUCAUACCCCUUACCAUCCUCAUUCUUCAGGAAAGGUAGAACAGACUAGUGGUCUUUUAAAGACACACCUCACCAAGCUCAGCCUCCAACUUAAAAAGGACUGGACAGUACUUUUACCUCUUUCCCUUCUCAGAAUUAGAGCCUGCCCUUGAGAUGCUACAGCGUACAGUUCAUUUGAACUUUUAUAUGGAUGCACUUUCUUGCUUGGCCCCAACCUCAUUCCAGACACCAGCCCUCUAGGUGACUAUCUUCCAGUCCUCCAGCAGGCUAGACAGGAAAUUUGCCAGGCUGCUAAUCUUCUCUUGCCUACUCCAGAUCCCCAGCCAUAUGAAGACACCCUAGCUGGACGAUCAGUUCUUGUUAAGAAUCUGACCCCUCAAACUCUACAACCGCAAUGGACUGGACCCUACUUAAUCAUCUAUAGUACCCCAACUGCAGUCUGCCUGCAGGACCCUCCCCAUUGGGUUCACCAUUCCAGAAUAAAGCUGUGUCUGUCAGCCAGCCAGCCUGAUUUCUCCUCUUCCUCCUGGAAGUCGCAAGUACUCUCCCCUACUUCCCUUAAACUCACUCGCAUUUCUGAAGAACAGUAAUAACCCUUAUGAGCCUAAUACAUCCCUUCAUUCUAUUAAGUCUAUUCAUCCUUACCCUACUUUUUGCAACAGGGCUUUAUGCAGUCACCCCCACUACUUGGACUGAGCCCCAAAAAUUAGUCAUCCCUACUAUCUUCUGUCUAGUCAUACUCCUAUUCACUGUUCUCAACUGCUCAUAAAUGCCCUACUCUUGUUUACACUGCUGGUUUAUGCUGUUUCUCCAAGCCAUCACAGCUGAUAUCUCCUAGUGCUAUCCCCAAACUACCACUCUUAACUCCCUCUUAGAGUGGAUAGAUGAUCUUUGCUGGCAGGGCACCCUCCAAUACUUUCACCCUGAUGAAGUUCUAUUCUUUACUUUUAUACUCACUUUUAUUCUCAUUUCCAUUCUUAUGCCACCCUCAACCUCUCCCCAGCUAUCUCCACAACACUAUCAACCUUACUCUCUCCUAGCCAUUUCUAAUCCCUCCUUAGUGAACAAUUGCUGGCUUUGCAUUUCCCUUUCUUCCUGCACCUACACAGCUGUCCCCGCCUUACAUACAGACUGGGCAACAUCUCCUGUAUCCCUACACCUCCGAACUUCCUUUAACAGCCCUCACCUUUACCCUUCUGAAGAACUUCUUUACUUUCUAGGCAGGUCCAGCAAGACCUCCCCAGACAUUUCACAUCAGCAAGCUGCUGCCCUCCUCUGCACUUACUUAAAAAACCUUUCUUCUUAUAUCAACUCUACUCCCCCCAUAUUUGGACCCCUCACAACACAAACUAUUCCUGUGGCCGCUCCUUUAUAUAUCUCUCAGCAAAGACCCACUGGAAUUCCUCUGGGUAACCUUUCACCUUCUCAAUGUUUCUUCACUCUUCAUCUCCAAAACGCAACUACACACAUCACUGAAACAACUGGGGCCUUCCAGCUCCGUAUUACAGAUAAGCCCUCUAUCAAUACUGGCAAACUUAAAAACAUUAGCAGUAAUUAUUACUUAGGAAGACACUUACCCUGUAUUUCACUCCAUCCUUGGCUACCUUCCCCUUGCUUGUCAGACUCUCCUCCCAGGCCCUGUUCUUGUUUACUUAUACCCAGCCCCAUAAAUAACAGCGAAAGGUUGCUUGUAGACACUCAACGUUUUCUCAUACACCAUGAAAAUCGAACCUUCCCCUCUAUGCAGUUACCCCAUAAGUCCCCAUUACAACCUCUGAUGGCUGCCGCCCUAGCUGGAUCCCUAGGAGUCCAGGUACAAGACACCUCUUUCAGCACUCCUUCUCAUCUUUUUACUUUGCAUUUCCAGUUUUGCCUCGCACAAGGUCUUUUCUUCCUCUGUGGAUCCUCUACCUACAUGUGUCUACUUGCUAAUUGGACAGGCACAUGCUCACUAUUUUCCUUACUCCCAAAAUUCAAUUUGCAAAUGGGACUGAAGAGCUCCCUGUUCCCCUCAUGACACAACAAAAAAGAGUUAUUCCACUAAUUUCCUUGCUUGUUGGUUUAGGACUUUCUGCCUCCACUAUUGCUCUUGGUACUGGAACAGCAGGUGUUUCAACCUCUGUCAUGACCUUCCGUAGCCUCUCUAAUGACUUCUCUGCUAGCAUCACAGACAUAUCACAAACUUUAUCAGUCCUCCAGGCCCAAGUUGACUCUUUAGCUGCAGUUGUCCUCCAAAACCGCCGAGGCCUUGACUUACUGCUGAAAAAAAAGGACUCUGUAUAUUUUUAAAUGAAGAGUGUUGUUUUUACCUAAAUCAAUCUGGCCUGGUGUAUGACAACAUAAAAAAACUCAAGGAUAGAGCCCAAAAACUCUCCAACCAAGCAAGUAAUUAUGCUGAACCCCCUUGGGCACUCUCUAAUUGGAUGUCCUGGGUCCUCCCAAUUCUUAGUCCUUUAAUACCUGUUUUUCUCCUUCUCUAAUUUGGACCUUGUGUCUUCCGCUUAGUUUCUCAAUUCAUCCAAAACCAUAUCCAGGCCAUCACCAAUCAUUCCAUAUGACAAAUGCUCCUUCGAACAACCCCACAAUAUCACCCUUUACCACAAAAUCUUCCUUCAACUUAAUCUCUCCCACUCAAGGUUCCCACCCCCCACUUGAAGCAGCCCUGAGAAACAUCGCCCAUUAUCUCUCCAUGCCACCCCCCAAAAAAUUUUCACUGCCCCAACACUUCAAUACAAUUUUAUGUUAUUUUUCUUAUUAAUAUAAGAAGGCAGGAAUGUCAGGCCUCUGAGCCCAAGCUAAGCCAUCGUAUCCCCUGCGACCUGCAUGUAUAUGUCCAGAUGGUCUGAAGCAAGUGAAGAAUCACAAAAGAAGUGAAAAUGGCCGGUUCCUGCCUUAACUGAUGACAUUCCACCAUUGUGAUUUGUUCCUGCCCCACCUUAACUGAGCAACUAACCUUGUGAAAUUCCUUCUUCUGGCUCAGAAGCUCCCCCACUGAGCACCUUGUGAUCCCUGCCCCUGCCCGCAAGAGAACAACCCCCUUUGACUGUAAUUUUCCACCACCCACCCAAAUCCUAUAAAACAGUCCCACCCCUCUCUCCCUUUGCUGAUUCUCUUUUUGGACUCAGCCCGCCUGCACCCAGGUGAUUAAAAAGCUUUAUGGCUCAUACAAAGCCUGUUUGGUGGUCUCUUCACGUGGACAUGCGUGAAAACUGCCACACCUGAGGUGCAGGGAUAAGAAGGGCGGCACAAGGAUCCCAGCCUGAGGCUGUUUCUGAAGGUAGGUUGGGCUUACUCAUGAACACGCAUUCAUAUCACACACACACACACACACACACACACACCACAGAGACAAUAAGAACAUAGUCUCCAAACAUUCCCUGCUUACCACGCACUGAUACAGUGGUACAGUAUGGGCUCCAGCUGGCUUCUCCUCAUGGAAAAGUAGGAACAAGGAAGGGAUGUGCUAUGAAAUGGAAGGGGCAUGCACACACUGUGCAGCCUCACUGUCUAUUGAUUGGUAACAUUUGUUAAGCAAAUAUUUACUUUGCACCUCCAUGUUCCAAACACUGAGGAUACAGAUAUGAAAAAAUACAUACACCUGUACAACACAGUCCCCUAAUCGUGAAACCUCCACAUAUAAGCACGUUUAAAUGUAGGCUCACUUGCAUCACAAAUGCAUUCACACACACACACACACACACACACACACAAAUAUACAUCCACAGACACCCAGCAGUGGGCAAUGGGGUUUUGUCCUAGCACUCAUAAGAAAGGCAAAAUGGGAAGCUUAUCGUUUUAACAGCCAGCUCUGGGCCCAAUACUAUUUCCCUGGUUACCUCUCCUGGGGCCAGGGGCCAAGUGUCAGAUGAAGUGACUUUUUAAUGUCCAUUUGGGAAUCCAGAAGGAAAAGGAGGUGGUAAUAACACUCCCUUUUUAACCUGUCUGUCUCUCUAGUACUUAAGAAAAUUGGAUGCUAUUAAAGCCAAUUUAACUUUAAAGGGCAAUGAACAGUGGAGACAUGAUGGAGACAGGAAAAGCAUACAGCUGCAGCCCCGAGGGCUUGCUGGAAUGCUGCAAGAUGCCUUUGUGGAUAGGACCUCUGCAAAUAUGGAUCUUUUAGGUGGUCCCAGUAUGGUUUCUCCAGCAAGUGAGGUGUGAUCCUAAUCCAAACUUUUUGCAGUUAGUCACAUUCACCCUUCUCUCAGCAGCUCCAUGGACAGUGCCUUUUGGGGGGUUCCAAGUGAACUCAGGUAAAGGAGAGAUUAGACCUGGCCCUUAGGGAGCUCCUCAGCUGAUGGGAGGGUCAUGGCUCUGACUUCAGUGAGCUCCUGGCCUCAUCCAGGGGAUAUCCACAUGGAUAUGCAAACAUAUGGGAGAAAAAAUAGUAUUGGAAGAUGAAGAAAUAUUCGUGCAGUAUGAUGAGCAUUUAUAUGAAACUUAAAAGCAUAAAAAAUAUUUUCACAUAUUGCUUUGAUGGACAAGCAUGUGUUGUACAAAGUGCACACAGUCCUUGCUCUUCCCAGUUCCCAUGUACAAAGUUCUGUUGUGGUUUAGUUGAACCAGUCCCCAACAACACGGUUAAAAUUUGAAUUAUGAUAGAGUAUUGACUGUGUGUGGUUGCACAAAGUACAAAUUUUGAUGCCAAUUCUUCAUUCCACACAUCUCUCCAUGAAUAACAGAUGUGCAUCCUGAUUUCUUCUUUCAUGGUCUAUCAGGUGACUGGUCACGAGCAUCUGCUAUCCAGUUUACACACAGGCAGCAAAGUGUGCAGAUAUGUUGCUUCUAUGUCUCUGGGCUAUACAGGAGGCAUGGCACCAGCAUCUGCUCAGCUUCUGGUGAGCCCUCAGGAAGCUUCCAAUCAUGGUGGAAGGUGAAGAGGGAGCUGGCAUCUCACAUCGUAAGAGCAGGAACAAGAGUCUGAGGGGACUUCUACACUGCUGGUGUGAAUGCAAACUAGUACAACCACUAUGGAAAACAGUGUGGAGAAAAGUAGAAUUACCAUUUGAUCCAGCAAUCCCACUACUGGGCAUCUACCCAGAGGAAAAGAAGUCAUUAUAUGAAAAAGAUACUUGCACAUGAAUGUUUAUAGCAGUGCAAUUUGCAAUUGCAAAAACGUGGAACCAACCCAGAUGCCCACCGAUUAACAAGUGGAUAAAGAAACUGUGGUGUAUAUAUGAUAGAAUACUACUCAGCCAUAAAUGGAAUGAAUUAAUGGCAUUUACAGUGACCUGGAUGAGACUGGAGACUAUUAUUCUAAGUGAAGUAACUCAGGGAUGGAAAACCAAACAUCACAUGUUUUCACUCCUAUGAGGAUGCAAAGGUAUAGGAAUGACACAAUAGACUUUGGGGACUCAGGGGAAAGGUGGGAAGGGGGUGAGGGAUAAAAGACUACAAAUUGGGUGCAGUAUAUACUGUUUGGGUGAUGGGUGCACCAAAAUCUCACAAGUCACCACCAAAGAACUUACUCAUGUAACCAAAUACCAUCUGCUCCCCAAUAACGUAUGGAAAUAAAAAAAAUUAAAAAAAAGAGUCUGAAGGGGAAGAUGCCACACACUCUUAAACAGCCAGAUCUUGCAAUAACUCACUCACUAUUGCGAGGAUAGCAUGAAGAGGAUGGCGCUAAACCAUUCUUGAGAAAUCCACCUCCAUGAUACAAUCACCUCCCACCAGGCCCCACCUCCAACACUGGGGAUUACAAUUUAACAUGAGACGUAGAGAGGACAACAUCCAAACUAUAUCAAUAGUAUUUGUUGCAUUUUUUUGCAUUUCCUAAUAAAAACUUAAA